AUGAGUGAUACUGAGAGCGAUAAUACCGCAGUAAGUGCCAAGAAAAAGACCCGGGAGCGACACAACUGUUGUGUUCCGCAGUGUUCGGAUGUAAAAACAGGAGAGAACCACCUCCACCAGGUCCCUAAAGAUUUAGCUUUAAGAAAGAAAUGGGCGAUUGCUAUUAAAACUGGUAAAGAUCUCUCGGAUAAGAUGGCUGUAUGUAGUAAACAUUUUACGAAGGAGGAUUACAAAAAGUCAAUGAAACAGGAUUGUAAGAAAUUUAGAUUGAAGCCAGAUGCUGUUCCUUCCCUCAACUUGCCCAAGAGGACAGCAGAUAGAAUAAUAAUAUCUCCUGUGAAGCGUAAGAUGGAGGCUAGAAAUGAACGGGCUAAGAAACGAGCCACGAAGUCUGUUGCAUCAACAUCGGGUAAUUUGGUAUCAGCAAGCAUGUGUGACAACGAAAGUAAUGCUGUGGUGGCGGAUGGUGUUGGUGAUGUGUCUACUGCUGGUGGUGAUGCUGAUUAUGAAGAUGUCCACAUAGUCCACACUGAUGACGAACGCAAGCUGAGAGAUAUUGGCAUCCAAGUUGACCUAAAUAAUUCUUCAGAUUCUUUGACUACUGCCUUUGACAAGCUGGCUCCUGCCAGUACAUAUGCAGCUUUCUUUGAUCUGACUAUUCAAACAUGCUGUAAUUACUUUUAUGAUUCUGUGAUAGUUCUAUCAAAAAUUUUGACUUGUAUGAUUGUGUGGCCUGACAAAGAGAAAAUUCUCAAAAAUAUGCCCAAGUGUUUUAGACACUAUAAGUCCACCAGAGCCAUUUUAGAUGCAUAUGAAAUUCCAGUUGAAAAGCCCAAGUGCAUUGCAUGCCGUAUUAGAUUGUAUUCUCACUACAAGAAAAAAUUUACGGCUAAAGUAAUGAUGAUCUGUACUCCUAGUGGUUUAGUGUCUCACUGUGGUAGUUCUUUUGGUGGUAGAGCAUCUGAUAAGGUGGUUACUCAGGCUACUGGAGUGUAUGGUAUGUGUGAUCCUGGUGAUGGGUUAAUGGUGGAUAAGGGAUUUGAUAUAGACAAGGAAUGCCAAGACUCCCUGCUUGCUUUGAUUCGACCACCCUUCAUGAGAUCCAAGACUAAAAAGUUUAGUAGGGCUGAGUCUGUCCAAUGUGCAAAAAUUGCUAGAGCCCGUGUGCAUGUAGAGAGAAUUAUUCAGAGAGUAAGGGAGUAUCACAUUCUGAAGUUUAAGGUUCCCUGGAACAUUGUUCCCUACUUAGUCAAUAUUGUUGUAAUUGUGUGUGGUCGUGUGGUCUAG
Molecule: messenger RNA, 1287 nt
Organism: Frankliniella occidentalis (western flower thrips)
Lineage: Eukaryota; Metazoa; Arthropoda; Insecta; Thysanoptera; Thripidae
Exons: 6
Coding region: 1-1287 (428 amino acids)
Source: RefSeq, a predicted model, not a curated record